Python bivittatus (Burmese python) is the source of this 2385-nucleotide messenger RNA. It is a transcript of the gene COQ8B, whose product is annotated as coenzyme Q8B. Lineage: Eukaryota; Metazoa; Chordata; Lepidosauria; Squamata; Pythonidae. Gene Ontology annotation, biological process: ubiquinone biosynthetic process. The record is from RefSeq and is a predicted model, not a curated record.
CCCCCAGCCUGCGCUCCCCCUCCCGCGGCGCGGCCUCCCAGCCAGCCCCGGAGUCGCCGGGUCGGCGGCGCUGAAUCCGCCAGCCGGCAGGAGCGGGCGGCGCGUCCCUCCCGGCCGGCCCCUGCGGUUCCCGUUGCGCCCGAUCCUGAAGCCCAGCCUCCCGCGGGGCUCGCUCAGGCGUCGCGCGCAAGCAGGCAGCCUCCCUCGCACAGGAGGACGGCGUGAAGUGACGUCCGAGGCGGGUUGCUGGCCUUCUGCCCGCGCCCGCCCUCGCGUGCAGCCCGAACGCCGCUCCUCCCCUAAGAAUCCAAACGCCAGAAUGGAGGCGAUACAGAGAACCUUUGGGAAAGGUGGAUUUGUUGUGACAACGCAACUGAAAGGUGCUUCACGCUCCCCUGGAGUGGUACACCGCACAAUUUGCUGCUUUAAGGUCUGGCCGUGGGCUUGGGGUUUGGGGCCUUGGCUGAAGUGGUGAGGAAUUCUCUGAACGGGGACCCAAACGCCAAGGACCGUGGCUUCCUGGAGUCCAACCCCUUCCUUUCGGAAGCCAACGUAGAGCGGAUUGUCGAUACUCUCUGCAAGAUGCGCGGGGCAGCUCUCAAGAUUGGCCAGAUGCUAAGCAUCCAAGACAGCUACUUCCUCAGCCCCCAGCUGCAGCAGGUCUUUGAGCGAGUCCGGCAGAGUGCAGAUUUCAUGCCGCCCUCUCAGAUGAUGGGGGUUCUUUCGGAGGAACUGGGCACUGACUGGCGUGAGCGCGUGGCCUCCUUUGAUGAAAUGCCUUUUGCUGCUGCCUCUGUUGGGCAGGUGCAUCUUGGGGUGCUGAAGGACGGGAUGGAGGUGGCAAUGAAGAUCCAGUAUCCUGGCAUCGCCCAUAGCAUCCGGAGCGACGUGGACAACCUUCUGUCAGUACUCAAGAUGAGCACGAUGCUUCCGGCAGGCCUGUUCGCGGACAACACUCUGCAGGUCCUGCAAAAGGAGCUAGAGCGGGAGUGUGACUACGAGCGGGAGGCCAGCAGCGCCAAGAGGUUCAGGCAGCUUCUGGAAGGCGACCCUUUCUUUGAGGUGCCGGAGGUGGUUGACGAGCUGUCCACCAAGCGGGUGCUGUCUAUGGAGCUGGUGGGGGGCGUCCCGCUGGACCAGUGCCAAGAAUUGGACCAAACGACUCGCAAUGAGAUCUGUUCGCACAUCCUCCGACUUUGCUUCCGUGAGCUCUUUGAAUUCCAGUUCAUGCAGACGGACCCAAACUGGUCUAACUUUUUCUAUGACGCUGAGAGACACAAGGUUACUCUGCUGGACUUUGGAGCUAGCCGAGAUUUUAGCAAGGAGUUCACCAACCACUACAUUGAGGUGGUGAGAGCAGCUGCCGAUGGCAACAGAGAGAAAGUGCUUCAGAAAUCGAAGGACCUCAGAUUCCUGACUGGAUUUGAAAGCAAGGUCUUUGAGGAGGCCCACAUUGACGCAGUGAUGAUCCUGGGCAAGGUCUUCUCGGCCCCAGGGCCUUUUGACUUCAGCGCCCAGGACACAUCCCGCUGCAUCCAGGACUUGAUCCCCGUGAUGCUGAAGCACCGCCUGUGCCCCCCGCCGGAGGAGAGCUACUCCUUGCACCGCAAGAUGGCGGGCUCCUUCCUCCUUUGCACCCGUCUUGCUGCUGCAGUCCCCUGCCGGGAGAUCUUCGAAGAGGCCUACAGGCAGUACACAGGCCGGGAACAAGCCGCCAGUUUGGCAGAGGCUGUGAAGCACACAGGAGCGGGGGGAGACCCCUUCUAGACUGGGGUGCAGGAUCUCCAGUUGUUCACAAGACCUUGCUGCCUUGGCACUCAGGGCCACCUGCACCAGAGUGGGCCACUGUUCACGCCUAAAUCCUUGAGGCCUGAGAGGUCACCUCACUGCAAGGGGUCAAGAGAAGAGGCUUGAUCCCUGUCCCCCUCCCUGGGCCAGAAACCUGCCUCUAGCACCUCUGCCUUCCUCCCCAAGGAAAUCCCCCUGCUUCAGGCUACAGGGGCCUAAGGCAAGGCCAGCCCUCAGCCACAUUUCCACGAGGAAGAGUACCGUGGCAGCUUGGAGAUCAGGAGCACCAGCAGCAUACUGGGAUAUGGGGGUAUUGGUCACAGGGGGAAAAGGGCACCCUGACUCCUGCUUUGCAGAGGGAGGUAAAGGGUCCAGUGAAGAGGGUCAGGCCCAGUGACUUGUCAAGUCUGUGCAUCACGCAGGCUUUGAUAACCUACUGCCCUCCAGGUGGGUUGGGAUAUUGCUCCCAUCAUCCCCAGCCAGCAGGGGCCACACUUCUAGAGGAGCUCUGCAGGAGACCAGAGCUGAGCUGGCUACCCCACCCAAGGGUGGAGGGGCAGAUGGCUCCCCACUUGCAACAGGCAAGGAGGUGGGGUG